This is a messenger RNA of Rotaria socialis, 1341 nucleotides long. The record is from the annotation of a GenBank genome assembly. NCBI's taxonomy places the organism in Eukaryota, Metazoa, Rotifera, Eurotatoria, Philodinida, Philodinidae.
AUGUCAACAUUUACAUUCAGUACAACAGAAAAGAACAAACCUUUAUUAAUUUGUAAAGGUUUUGCUUAUACUAUCGAUAAAACAACUAAUGAUAAAACUUAUUGGAAAUGUGAACAUGUUCGAAAAUUUAAAUGUAAAGGACGAAUUCACACUAACUGUACUCAUACAACAUUAUUACAUGAAGACGAUAAUCAUAAUCAUCCUGCACUUAAUUCAAACGAAGCUACACAAAAUGUUAUUGAUUAUUGUCUCAUGAAUUUAUCUGAUCAUGCUGUAGCUCGUCUUCCUGAUUUUAAACAUGUUAAACGAAAUAUUCAAAAUCAUCGAGUAAAAAAAGAUUUCCCAAAAAUCCCACAUGAUAAAACAUUUAAUCUAAUUCCGGACAAAUUAACAACAACAAAACGAAACAGUUUGUUUCUACAAUUUGAUUCUGGCCCAGGCAAUGAUCGUAUUAUUAUAUUUGCAUCAGCUGAACAACUUCAACUUCUUGAAAGUGACGAACAAUUAUUAGUCGAUGGAACCUUCAAGGUAACACCAUCGAUUUUUUAUCAAUUAUACGUUAUGCGCAUGGUUUAUCGAAAUGCUGUUUUACCUGUCGUAUUCGCAUUAUUACCAAACAAAACUCAAGAAACUUAUCGUCGUCUAAUUGAUAAAUUAUCAGAAAUUUGUCCAUUAUGGAGUCCAAAAUUUAUAAUGAUGGACUCCGAACUUGCAUCAAUAAAUGCAUUCGGUGAUAAAUUUGUAACAACAACAAAUUCAUCAAUAAUAUCCGGUUGUUUUUUUCAUCUACAAAAUAGUAUUCAACGUAAAUUACAAGACUUAGGCUUCAAAACGAAUUAUGAACAAGAUCCAGUAUUUUCUCAUCAUGUUAAUCAAAUUGCUGCUCUUGCAUUUCUUCAACCGAAUGAUGUUAGCCAAGGUUUUGAUGACCUGUACAAUUCAUUACCACAAAUGUUACAUCUAUUAUUAGACUAUUUUGAAGGCACAUAUGUUGGUAGAAAUCGCACACAAGGAAGAGCAAAACCAAUGUUUGAAAUCGAAUUACGGAACAUGCAUCAAAGGACAACUGAUCGUUUAAUGUGGACUAACAACUCAGCUGAGGCUUGGCAUCGCCGCUUAAGUUCUAUUAUGCAAUGUCAACAUCCUACACUUUGGUCCUUCAUUAAUAAUUUAAAAAACGAAGAUCAUUAUAUUCACUGUCAAUUGAUCAAGCUGAAUUGUGGUGAAAAAGUCGAACCAAAUAAAAAAUGUUUAAAUUAUAGUGCACGGCUACGUCAUUUAAUUAUGCAUCCCCUACCAUGUAUUCUACAACAAUUAAAAGGACUUGCUCAUAAUUUAUGA